This is a messenger RNA of Mytilinidion resinicola, 804 nucleotides long. RefSeq lists its product as uncharacterized. The coding region runs from base 199 to 690 and encodes 163 amino acids. NCBI's taxonomy places the organism in Eukaryota, Fungi, Ascomycota, Dothideomycetes, Mytilinidiales, Mytilinidiaceae. The transcript has a single exon. The record is from RefSeq and is a predicted model, not a curated record.
CUCCUACCAUUGGCUCUUACUAUUUGUAACUUUUUAUCGUAUCUUAUAUGCGAAAGUAUUGUUGGAAAUAUUGACCCGGUUGCAUAAUUAUUCUCUCAAGGUUUCCCGGGACUAUAGCCGUAGUCGAACGUCCACUCGACACUUCUAGAAUAAUACAAUUAUUGAUAUGAAAGACUGGGUUGGAUUUCGUUGAACAAGAUGGAUUUGUUGGAUGUUUUGAAAGCCCACGCAUGCAUACAGCGUGUAGGCGCAUCCGGUGAACUAGCGCGGAAAGGAAGCCACGAGAGUCAGCCGCAGAAGUGGGAUAAUCCGGAAAGUAACGCCUCUCGAUACCUUGCUUUUGACAGUUAUAGCUCAGCUUUGGUAAGAAUCAGUCCAGGAAAGGGCUUCCUCCGUUCUAAUCCUACCUAUUACAUCUGUGGCUUCAAAUCUGCGCUAGUUCACCGGAUGCGCCUUGACGCUGUGGUAGGGCUAUCGACUAAGUCAAGAAGGCGUGAGCGGUCAGCAGGUAUGAGAAGAGCUAGAAAGGUCAAUAAAGGCUGCGAGCCCCAGGCGCGUACGAAGCUGUUUCUUCACACAAUUAGUAUGAUUUCCCAAACAUACCGCAAAACCACGUUCAAGACUAGCUCGGAAUCAAUAGAGAUAAGGGGAAGCUUCGAUGGCGGCACUCACGCUGAGCAGGCCUACUAACCCACUGCAACGUAACACCAUCUUCGCCACUCCCUCGACAUCACCGGCUUCAGCAAUCCUUUUGCUCUGGAAACCCGAUCACUGUUACCACAUUAGGCUUUGAAGUCCGCAUAC